GGUUGAAUCCUGCCCAUAUCAGCACGUCACUUCUAUUAAAUAAUCGACCCCUUUUUAUUAUACACACACUGAUAGACACAUCUUUGUGUGUCUGUCUGUGUGUGUAUAUAUGUGUAUGUAUAUAUUCAUCGUCUCUUUGAAGCUUCCUAAUCUUCUGACCAUGUGAGAUGUGAUUUGUCUUCUCUAUCUCUCAUGUGAGAAAGCUGUUUUGGAUUCCCCUCUUUUAGAGAUCUAAUCUCGACGGAGAAAAAACACGGAGCGAGAAAAAAGAAUUAGAUAAUUAUUCUGUUGGUUUUAAUUAGCUACUGCCAGUUUAGGAGAUGUACGAGAAUUGGGGGGGUUUUUUCCGAGAAAUUUGAAGAGUUGUAGUUGACUAGUUGCUAGUUGUUUGGCAUUUUCUGAGUAAAGUUCAUUUGGGUUUAGAGAUUAUACAUAUUGGAGGGUGUGGAUGAUGGAUAAGGAUAAGUCUCACCAUGGGAACAUACUUCCGCCGUCGGGGAGGUACGCUGCUUUCUCGCCUCCGGGGAGUAGUUACAAUGCGAAGUCGGAGCAAGCUGGUUUGUCGAGCUUGCCUCCGUUGGGGCCGGGCAGUUCAUCGGAACAGGGUCAUUUUGGUCAUGGCUUGCCGUCGGAUUCUAGACAGUUUAGUCAUGAUAUAAGCCGCAUGCCCGACAAUCCACCGAAGAAUAUGGGUCACCGACGUGCUCACUCUGAGAUUCUCACCCUUCCGGAUGAUAUUAGCUUUGAUAGUGAUUUGGGUGUUGUUGGCGGUUUGGAUGGGCCAUCUUUUUCGGAUGAUACGGAGGAUGACUUGCUCUCGAUGUAUCUUGACAUGGAUAAGUUCAAUUCGACGUCUGCAACUUCAUCAUUCCAAGUUGGUGAGUCGUCCAAUGCAAUGGCAGCAGAGCAAGGUCUUUCGUCUGGUCCUUUGGGAGCAGCUAAUCAAUCUUUAAGUGAUAAACCAAGGAUUAGGCAUCAGCAUAGCCAGUCCAUGGAUGGGUCGACCACUAUCAAACCAGAGAUGCUCAUGUCUGGGCCAGAAGAUCCAGCUUCUGCUGAUGCUAAGAAGGCCAUGUCUGCUGCUAAGCUCGCUGAGCUUGCUCUUAUCGAUCCAAAGCGUGCUAAGAGGAUUUGGGCAAAUAGGCAGUCAGCAGCAAGAUCAAAGGAGCGUAAGAUGAGGUAUAUAGCUGAACUUGAAAGGAAAGUACAGACUCUGCAAACAGAAGCAACUUCGUUGUCUGCACAGUUAACUCUACUGCAGAGAGAUACAAAUGGUCUUACAGCUGAAAAUAGUGAACUCAAACUACGCUUGCAGACGAUGGAACAACAAGUGCACUUACAAGAUGCUUUGAAUGACGCAUUGAAAGAAGAGAUUCAGCAUCUCAAGGUUCUGACUGGUCAACCAAUGGCCAACGGUGGAGCUAUGAUGAACUUUCCUGCAUCCUACGGAGCCAAUCAGCAAUAUUUCUCCAACAACCACACGAUGAACACGUUGUUAACGGCUCAACAACUGCAGCAGCUCCAGCUGCAUUCUCAGAAGCAGCAGCAGCAACAGCAGCACCAGUUUCAGCAGCAUCAACUCCACCAGUUUCAGCAGCAACAGAUGCAGCACCAGCAGGAACAGCAGCUAUCGCAGACUGCCGAUAUGAAGCUUAGGAAUUCUAUGCAAUCUUCUAUGGAAAAGGAACGUGCCCCCGACUCAUCAUCGAAGGAUUAGACAUGGAAACAGGCACACUUUUUGGGCGUUGAAGGCCGUGUAUGUCGCCAAUCUUGGUUGUGAUCUCUUAGCUCAGUUACUUUUGGCUAGUCUGGUUUAGGUAAAAAAAAAUACACAGUAUUGUUGGUUUCAGUAGGCAGUCUAUUCAAUUUGAGUCACUCGAUAUUUGUUUCAUUAUUCUCACCUAGAGUAUUCAGGUUAUUUUUCUGACUGUUGUGUUUAGUAGUAAAACUUAUUUACUUCACUCAA
This is a messenger RNA of Salvia miltiorrhiza (redroot sage), 1966 nucleotides long. Its product is annotated as probable transcription factor PosF21. Bases 449 to 1717 code for a protein of 422 amino acids. Gene Ontology annotation, molecular function: DNA-binding transcription factor activity. NCBI's taxonomy places the organism in Eukaryota, Viridiplantae, Streptophyta, Magnoliopsida, Lamiales, Lamiaceae. Gene Ontology annotation, cellular component: nucleus. The record is from RefSeq and is a predicted model, not a curated record. The transcript is spliced from 5 exons. Gene Ontology annotation, biological process: regulation of DNA-templated transcription.